CCCCAGCCAACAACCCCUUGAAGACUAGAAAGAACAAAGGAGAGAGCCAUGGACAUGGGAGAGGAAUCAUCCUCUUCUUCGUCUUAUUCUUCUUCUUCAAAUAAUGCUUCUGUCAUAGACUCAUCCAACAUUGGUUUUAAGCUACUGAAGAAGCACGGUUGGAAAGAAGGUACCGGUCUUGGGGCUUCCGAGCAGGGUAGGUUGGAGCCUGUUCAAACAUAUUUAAAGAACAAUAAACAUGGCCUGGGAGCAGUGUCUAAUGAGAAAAAUGUCCUGAGUGUGUCAAUACAAUCUGCAUAUUGUGAAGUUUGCAAAAUCAAUUGCAACGCCAAGAGUGUACUGGACAAACAUAAGUUGGGAAAGAAACACAAGAAGAACCUUGAGAAAUUAAAUAAUGCUACUGCCUCUGCCCAAAGUUCUGCAGAAUCAGAUAAUCCUGCAAUUGGGUCACAAGAACCGCCUGAUAUCGGUGAUAAGGGCGAAGCUGUUGAUUUGCAAAAUAGUAGGAAGAAGGCAACAGAGCCUGUAGAGGAUUUGGAAACAAAGAGACGGAAGGUUCUUCAAGGUGGGGCGGCAGCCGAAGCAGUAAGGACAUGUGCAAUGUGUAAUGUUGUGUGUAAUAGUGAGGCGGUCUUUAAUUCUCAUCUUGCUGGACAAAAGCAUGCUGAUAUGAUGAAGAAACAUGCAGGUGAGGUUCUUCAAAGAGACGGUGAUAAGGGCGAAGCCGUUGAUUUGCAAAAUAGUAGGAAGAAGGCAGUAGAGCCUGUAGAGCCUGUAGAGGAUUUGGAAACAAAGAGACGGAAGGUUCUUCAAGGUGGGGCGGCAGCCGAAGCAGUAAGGACAUGUGCAAUGUGUAAUGUUGUGUGUAAUAGUGAGACGGUCUUUAAUUCUCAUCUUGCAGGACAAAAGCAUGCUGAUAUGAUGAAGAAACAUGCAGGUGAGAGAAUCGGCUUUUAACAUGUCGGAUGAGAAACGAGUUUUCGUAUCCGCGGCUAAAUACGUGUAGCACAUACUCAUUUUGCCCACUAGACAGUCAACGGACUUGGAAGACUUGGGAAUUCUCUUCAACCCAGUUUUCCCAUGCAACGGGAGAAUACGUACAUGGAAGCAAGCAGAUAGGAAAGCAAGAAAACUGCUCUUUUUAAAAUGCCUAUAGAUAUGGGAUGGAGAACAAAGGAAGCGGUUGGCUUGGACAAAGACAAAUAUUUGUACACUUAUUUGUCAAAGAAAGCUUCCUCAUUAUCUUUUAGGGAGCUUGGAAUGAAGCUCUUUUUUAGAACAUGAAAACAGAGGUGAACGGAGGAGCUAAAUCAAAGAUCCUCCCCUUUAGUUU
Messenger RNA from Alnus glutinosa, 1333 nucleotides. RefSeq lists its product as uncharacterized. Bases 49 to 957 code for a protein of 302 amino acids. The record is from RefSeq and is a predicted model, not a curated record. The transcript has 4 exons. Lineage: Eukaryota; Viridiplantae; Streptophyta; Magnoliopsida; Fagales; Betulaceae. Gene Ontology annotation, molecular function: nucleic acid binding; zinc ion binding.